This is a messenger RNA of Puntigrus tetrazona (Sumatra barb), 2743 nucleotides long. RefSeq names its product period circadian protein homolog 2-like. Gene Ontology annotation, molecular function: transcription corepressor binding; transcription cis-regulatory region binding. Bases 188 to 2743 code for a protein of 851 amino acids. The record is from RefSeq and is a predicted model, not a curated record. NCBI's taxonomy places the organism in Eukaryota, Metazoa, Chordata, Actinopteri, Cypriniformes, Cyprinidae. The transcript has 19 exons. Gene Ontology annotation, cellular component: nucleus; cytoplasm. Gene Ontology annotation, biological process: circadian regulation of gene expression; negative regulation of transcription by RNA polymerase II; entrainment of circadian clock by photoperiod.
UUAUCCAUGUUCCUUUUGUAGUUCUUUCAAUGGAAGACUCUACGUAACAAUCUAUUAAAGCGUCACCUUCAUGGAUUUCUGUAUAGACCUUCUCUGUUGAUGUGGACAGAGACAGCGGAGCAUCUAGAUUGCGGAUCAGACCUUCAGUAGAGGAGGGCAGCGGUCGGUGGAGAGCGCGCAGCGGGGAAUGCCGGGAGGAGACGGCUUUCCCGAUGGAGAAGAGGAGAGCUCUUCUCCAAGCUCCGGCAAGCGUGCGGUGCAGACGGACCAAACUGAGAGCGGGCAGGACCCUGGGACCAGCGGGACCGGAUCGGGUUCGGGUGAGGAGGAGGAGGCUGAGGAGCAGCCAGGAAGAACCAGCAGAGGAGAGAGCUCGCCGGGGUGCGAGGAGAGCGGUGGAGAACAGGCUCACGAGGACGUGGACAUGAGCAGCGGAAACGACAGCGUCGGCGGGUCACGACAUCAUCACUCCUCGGCCAAUCGCAGCCCUGGAAGCACCACGGGAUCGGGAAGCACCAAGAGUUCGAAAUCUGCCACUGGUUCGUCGUCGUCGUCGUCCAGCUUUCACAGCGCUCAUCACACAGAGUGCAGUGAGCAGACGGAGCACGGCCGCAAGCAGACGCACCGGGAGAUGACGCAGACGGUGCAGGAGAUGAAGAAACGGCUGCCGUCUGAGAAGAGAAGCCGCAGCAAAGCCAGCACUGUAGAGGCACUGAACUACGCACUGAAAUGUGUCAAACAAGUACAAGCGAACAGCGAGUACUACAACUUACUAAUGAGCAGCGGACUGGAGGAGAGACGAGACGCUACCGUGUGCACGCUGGAGGAGCUGGAGGGAAUCACAUCUGAACACACGCUCAAAAACACUGACACGUUUGUGGUGGUCUUCUCUCUGGCCUCGGGGAAGGUGGUUCACGCGUCUGAACAGGCCUCCAGCGUGCUUCACUGCAAGAGGAAGUUUCUGGAAUCUGCCAAGUUCGUGGAGCUGCUGUACCAUCAAGACGUCAAUGUGUUUUACUCGCACACUGCACAACCGCGGCUGCCGCCCUGGAACGUGGGCACAGACAGCGUGGCGGUUCUGUUUGAAUGUGCCCAGGUCAAGUCUUUCUUCUGUCGAAUCAGAGGAGGGAAGGAUCGAGAUGGGGAAAUGCGCUAUAGUCCUUUCCGGAUUACUCCGUAUCUGCUGAAGGUUCAGGGCCUGAGCGGAGAGGAAGAGCCGUGCUGCCUGGCCCUGGCUGAGCGCAUGAUCUCCGGAUACGAGGCCCCUCGCAUUCCCAUGGACAAGCGCAUAUUCAGCACAACUCAUUCGCCGGGCUGUGUCUUUUUAGAAGUGGAUGACCGGGCCGUUCCAUUACUAGGAUACCUGCCACAGGAUUUAAUUGGCACACCUGUCCUGCUGCACCUGCAUCCAAGUGAUCGACCAAUCAUGCUCGGCAUCCACAGAAAGAUCCUGCAGUAUGCUGGUCAGCCGUUUGACCACUCCAUCCGCUUCUGCGCUCGUAACGGAGAGUACAUCACCAUAGACACCAGCUGGUCCAGCUUUGUCAAUCCCUGGAGCCGCAAAGUUUCCUUCGUCAUCGGCAGACACAAAGUUCGCAUGGGUCCGGUGAAUGAAGAUGUGUUUUCAGCUCCGGCCACAGCUGAGGGCAAAUCUGUAGACUCUGACAUCCAGGAAAUCACUGAGCAAAUUCACAGACUCCUGCUGCAGCCGGUGCACAACAACGGUUCGAGCGGCUAUGGGAGUCUGGGAAGUAAUGACCACCUCCUGAGUGUGGCGUCGUCCAGUGAAAGUAACGGCAACGGUACACGCCAGAGACAAGAGGAAGAGGACAGCAGGAGAGCCAAGCCGAGGAGCUUUCAGGAGAUCUGCAAAGGAGUCCACAUGCAGAAAAACCAGGAGCAGCAGUCCAAGAAGAGCCCUACUAAGUUUCAACAGAAAACUCCAGUGGUACGACCCAAAGAUUCUGCGUAUCCCGUGAACUGGAGAGGGUCUCCUGAAGAGCAGCAUGCUGCGGUGCAAGAGGAGCUGGCCUUUAAAGACCAGACCGUCUACUCCUAUCAGCAGAUUAGCUGCCUGGACAGCGUAAUCAGGUAUUUGGAGAGCUGUAACGUUCCCAUUACAGUGAAGAGAAAGUGCCAAUCUUCCUCAAACACGACAUCCUCAAACUCGGAUGAAGACAAACAGAGAGGUGCUGAGAGCUCCAUGCAAGUGUCUGAAGAGGCCGGCCAUCUAAAGGAUCAACCGGGUCUGUCAUCAUUAGAUGUGUCCAAGAAGCCUCCAGGCUCUGGUGUAGUGAGCCAGUCUCUGACUCCGCUCGCGCUGCCCAGCAAACCGGAAAGCGUGGUGUCCAUCACCAGCCAGUGCAGCUACAGCAGCACCAUUGUACACGUAGGAGACAAGAAAGUCGUAUCCUCAACAAGACCCAUCUCUCCAAAGCAAGAAUUCUCUUCCAAACUUCAAAAGAUCAUCGAGGAUGUCCCCAGCGCUGAAGGCACAGAAGCUCAGGGUCUCGCUGUUCCUCCGGCCGCGAUCUCGCCGCACAAUCAGGAGCGAGAGGCUUACAAGAAACUGGGCCUGACCAAGCAGGUUCUGGCGGCGCACACCCAGAAGGAAGAGCAGGCGUUCCUCAACCGCUUCAGAGAGCUGCGAGGUGUGCACGCUUUCAAAGCCGACUGCUCCCUCUAUCUGGAGAGACAGAAAGGACAAGUGGCAUCUGAGGGUGAGGAAGAUUUAAUUAACUGA